AUGGAGCAGACUUUCAUCAUGAUCAAGCCCGACGGCGUCCAGAGAGGCCUGGUAAACCCCAACCCCCGUCUCUGCAAGGAACAACCCCUACGUGCUUGUCUUUAUCUCGCGAUCGGUUUCGUCUCCGGGUUACUGGAACCGUCUCUGAUCAUCGGUUUCGUGUUUGCAAUUUCUCUUCUGCAGAUCGGGGAUAUCAUCAGCCGAUUCGAGAAGAAAGGGUACUACUUGAAGGGGAUGAAGUUUAUGAAUGUGGAUAAAUCCUUCGCGCAGCAGCACUAUGCCGAUCUCUCUGCCCAGCCCUUCUUUGCCAAGUUGGUGGAUUACAUCAUUUCCGGCCCUGUUGUGGCCAUGGUGUGGGAGGGGAAGGAUGUUGUCUUGACUGGCCGCAGGAUCAUCGGGGCCACCAGGCCUUGGGAGGCGGCUCCCGGCACCAUCCGUGGUGACCAUGCUGUGGAGGUUAGCAGGAAUGUGAUUCAUGGAAGUGAUUCUGUGGAGAACGGAAAGAAGGAGAUCGCUCUGUGGUUCCCAGGAGGCUUAGCCGAAUGGAAGAGCAACCUCCACCCUUGGAUCUACGAGAACUGA
Molecule: messenger RNA, 582 nt
Organism: Triticum turgidum subsp. durum (durum wheat)
Lineage: Eukaryota; Viridiplantae; Streptophyta; Magnoliopsida; Poales; Poaceae
Source: the annotation of a GenBank genome assembly